Messenger RNA from Colias croceus (clouded yellow), 1084 nucleotides. RefSeq lists its product as uncharacterized. The coding region runs from base 22 to 1041 and encodes 339 amino acids. The record is from RefSeq and is a predicted model, not a curated record. The transcript has 2 exons. Gene Ontology annotation, molecular function: protein binding. Lineage: Eukaryota; Metazoa; Arthropoda; Insecta; Lepidoptera; Pieridae.
AUCAAGAGAGACAAUUCCACGAUGGAGUUAAAAGUUUUUACCGCUCUUUUAUUACUCGGGUUGGCCAAUGCCGCCCCUCCCGCUCGUGGCCCUUAUCAUGUUACGCCUAUCAAGAAAGAAUACUUCUCUGACAAAUACGUCAAGUAUACAGGCCAACACGACAUCAUCAAUAUAGUGGUACCCCUAAACGCCAUAAAUUAUAACGCUCUAAACUUCAAAGUAGAAGAUUCCAACGCUUCAGAUGAAAAUCGCCAUUUAACCGUAUUCUUUACUGAAGUUGAUGUUGACGCAAGCGGAAAACGUACGUACCAAGGCUUGUAUGUAUUAAAAGAUGGAGUCGCGAAGAAGAUUCUAGAAAAUGGAAGAGAUGCCACCGCUGUUGUUGAUGACAAAAAAACAGUAUACUUAGCUGCAAGUGACGGUAUAUACCUUUACAAUGACGAAGACCAAUCUGUUAAUAAAUACGGCUCUCUCACUGAUAAUAUCAUAUCUAUCGCUAUAGCUAGCAAAGGCGAUGUGUUGUACAUCUUAACUGAAGACAACUUUGUAUACAGAGUCACUGACAAUGGAAACAACAAAGAGAAACUCGAAGAUGUUAAAAACGCUGAACAAAUUAAACUAGAUAACGAAGACAAUCUGUUCUUCUAUACUUCUGACAAAGAGAUUUAUGUGCGAACAUCUGAAGGAAUUAAAGAGAUCAUAGGCCUGCCUAUAAACUUCUCCAAGGCUGUACUGGUGAAGCCUCCGAUUAUUGCUGAAGAGGGUCUCGCAGUUGUUGUUGACAAAGCACUGUUUGUUAUUAACAAGAAAGGAGGCAGUGUAUUUUACAGCAUUAUAUUUGAUUCCGAUGCUGUUCCCACUGGUUUCGGUCCAGAAGCGACAAUUAUCCAUUAUUACGCAUUCAAUAAGAAAAUUUAUGAGUUCAAUCUGAUUGCGUUAUUAGAACACAAGGAAUUGAACGAAUUGAAAAAGUAUUUGGGCACCAAAGCCGAUAAUAUAGUGAAUCUUGCGACCGAAAAACGUAAAAACAAAGAAUUGUAGGUUAAAUAAGCUAAUAUUUAAAUAAAACAAGUAAAUAACUGAA